Molecule: messenger RNA, 972 nt
Organism: Baudoinia panamericana UAMH 10762
Lineage: Eukaryota; Fungi; Ascomycota; Dothideomycetes; Mycosphaerellales; Teratosphaeriaceae
Exons: 3
Coding region: 1-972 (323 amino acids)
Source: RefSeq, a predicted model, not a curated record
AUGCUUGUUCCAGCCGCAUGGUCUCCUCCCAAGCAGAAGGUCCUCCUCGGACCGGAUCGUGGCUUCAGAUACUGGGACCAAAAUGCAGGCCGCAGCCCAGCUUCUCCGAUGGAGCCUCUCGUUCAGGACAUCCUCCACACGCAAGAAGACUUCGACUUCAGUGACUUUGAUUUGAUCACGGAUCGUUGGGCGUUGAGUCAGCUCCUACGUCUGUACGGCCGCUUUAGUGGGGAAGUCGACGACUUCGCCUUUCUCGCACAAGUCACCGGCAAGACCCUCAUCUUCAUCCGCUACCGUCUCACUUUCGAACGAGCCUACCUCGAGUGGCGUGCGGACUGUGCUUCAAGCGUAGCUCACUACGGCAUUGUCGCAUACAGCUUGGGUGCGCUCCGCAUCCUGCUCCGACACAAAGUCAACGGAUAUCUGCCCGAAGUCGCUCCGGAAACCCUGGUCGAAACGCCUGGUGUCUCUAAUGUCACCGUCAAAAGCCCACAAGAAAAUGAUAGCCACGUCAAAAUCGUGACGGCAGGCUGUUGCGUCCCGCUGUCAGCACAAUUGGACAUCGUAACAGGACCAGUAGCCAAAGAUCUCGGCAAGUACUUCGAGACCAAUCCCAAGGAGCUGUGGUUGUCGCAAACACCUAACAGCAUGCGCGCUCCCCUAACCUACGUCUAUCGCAAUAAGCUUUCGAAAAUGCGAGCUUUUGUCGCCACAAGGGACAUCGAUACCCGUGAUGCAAAGGCCGACGUUGCCGUGUGGGUUGACCGAAAUCAGGAGGGUUUGCAAGCUUUCCGGAACGGGCUGUCAAGUCUACUUGAGCAGCUUCGCGCACAGAAUGAGGCCCCCUGGACCACUGUGUUCAUCAUUGAGUACAAGAAGGGCGAAGAAGACGUCACCAUCACCCCGGCAACAGCUGACGGCCUGCCAGUUCUGUCGCAGGAAUCCUGCCAACGGUUGAGGCAGAAACCGUGA